Messenger RNA from Truncatella angustata, 824 nucleotides. RefSeq lists its product as uncharacterized. The transcript has 5 exons. The record is from RefSeq and is a predicted model, not a curated record. Bases 234 to 713 code for a protein of 159 amino acids. NCBI's taxonomy places the organism in Eukaryota, Fungi, Ascomycota, Sordariomycetes, Amphisphaeriales, Sporocadaceae.
UGCUCUCCUGGUAUCAUUAUCAACAAUAUAGGGUUCUUGAACACUAUUUAUUCACACUCAAAAGCAAAGAUCUGGUGACUAAUACGGAAGCUUUCCGGGCAAUGUUUAUUAUUUAGGUUUCAACCUGCACUCAUUGAGUUGUCUCACAGUAUGCCAACAUGUCAAAACUUUUGCGAACGUCUUGAACUCCAGAUCAUGCACUCCAUCCUGGAACGCGGACAAAUCUGGGGUCGAUGCGCCUGCUCUUUCUCCAGCCGCUUGUCUCUCGUCUUAACGGCAUUCUCUUAACAGUUCGAUGUGUUUCACGGAAUCCACGACCAAUCGUUACAUCUCUGAUGUCUGACUUGAAAAUGGUCCUUUUCCCAAGCGACCGACAGAUAUCUAAACGGGACUCUUCCGGUAGAUUGAGAGGAUAUUAUAUUCGCCGGGUGGAGUUGAGGCGAUCCACGGAUGAGGCGGUAAAGAUUGCGGCGGGUAUGCUUAUCCAGGGGCGACUCAGCGACGUCUUCAUCGAAUGCUCAUCCGAACGGCUGACGUCUCAAGCGAUUGGCGGAAGCGAGUCCCGAAUUUCACACCCUCCUUAUGAUUGGCAAUCAAAGCGGAUAGAGAUCCGUGCUUGUUGGGCUGAUGAGACUCGAUUUCACUGGUUAUUUCCUCAUGGUGCGAUUAUAAAUACGCUUGGUCAAAAAUGGAACCAAUUCCGUUGCAACUGACUAGGAAAGACGUCAUAGAAGCCAAUGAUCCACCCAAAUGCGAAACUCUGAGAUCAUUACGAAGCAAUAUCCUACGGUUGUGUUGAAAUAUAUAUAAAGAAUAAAUAGGAC